AUGGAUCAGCGGGAUGUGGAGACGGGAAAAGGAGACGAACAAUGGGCUGACAGCUCAGCAUGGGGCGUGGUAAGCCCGAUGCAAUAUGCAUUUGCUCAGAUGACCAGCAGUGAAACUCUCCCCCGUCACGAUGCAGCUGAUGUUUUACCGAACAAGCCAACUUCUGCGCUUCUUUCCGGGGUCCUUGUUCAGAAGCCGAUCCCUCCAAUAAUUCCGGACGACAUCAUCGUCAAAGGGCUGAAGGAUUUGUCUGGUUCUGUCCACCACAUCCAUCAUAACUACUGCUUAAAGCCCCUCUCGCUUUCGCGCUUGGCCUCAUCGAGGAGAUAUUUCCGCGAUAGUCGGGCACGUCGUCAGGAGGCGUAUAGUCAUCGCGAAACCAUGGUGUCAUUCUUUUCGACAUUGGACAACGGAGAAGCCAUCUACAUCUCAUUCUGCCUAGUUCGACGGCGGCAUGGGACCAGGAAGGAGCAUAUCCACCGAUUAAGUUGCCGCAGGCCUAGGAACUGUCACUGCAAGUCGGUUGCACAUCCUGACACAGUCCUCGUGACAAUACUGUCGUUGUUAGAACUGCAUUUGCUUUGUUAUCGCUCUUCUACUCAAGAUGAAAGCACAAUUCCCGAGACCGUACGAACCGAUGUGCAACCGCGGCUUGCAUCUGCAGUCGUCCAAGCCUUAGAAGGCCGGCAUGGUCAGUAUGAGAAACGUGAACGUAUCCGCAAGGGAUUCUCGAUCCCCAACGAUCAAAGCCAGCUUGUAGUAUUCGUCAUUCGGUAG
This is a messenger RNA of Aspergillus niger, 777 nucleotides long. RefSeq lists its product as hypothetical. The record is from RefSeq and is a predicted model, not a curated record. The coding region runs from base 1 to 777 and encodes 258 amino acids. The transcript has 6 exons. NCBI's taxonomy places the organism in Eukaryota, Fungi, Ascomycota, Eurotiomycetes, Eurotiales, Aspergillaceae.